AUGGCAAUCGAAAACAGCGAAAACAACAUUCAACGAAUUCCAAAUCCUUCGUCCGUGAAAUUGUCUUCAUCGAUUUCAUCAUCAUCGUCAUCUUCAUCUUUACCGCCGGCAUCUUCACCAGCCUCGAGUGAUGCUGACAACGACAGAGUAAUUAAAACGCGCGACCUGUAUCGCUCUGGGCAUUUGCCGGAUGCCACUUGCGUGAAAAAACUUUGUCCCAGCAACGGAACGGAUGUUACGCUACUCAUUCUGGUCACUUCGGCACCAACACAUCGUGAGCAGCGGCUAGCGAUCCGCCAGUCGUGGGGAUAUUAUGGAAGCAGACGUGAUAUAUCAAUCGGGUUCAUCGUGGGACAGACGGACGAAUCACGGAUCGAAGAUCAGCUAGCCGCCGAAAGCUACAUGUACAGUGAUCUGAUACGUGGCAACUUCAUCGAUAGUUAUAAAAAUCUCACUUUGAAAACCAUUUCACUCCUGGAAUGGACGAAGCUCCACUGCUCCAAUGCCUCAUUUCUGUUGAAAACGGACGAUGACAUGUUCAUCAAUGUGCCGAAGCUCUUGCAGUUCAUGGAAGUGCACAACAAUCAGCGACGAACCAUAUUUGGUAGAUUGGCGAAAAAAUGGAAACCAAUAAGAAACAAGAAGUCCAAGUACUAUGUCAGUCCUGAACAAUACUAUCCGCCAGUGUUUCCCCCUUUCACCACAGGCCCUGCAUAUCUUCUUACAGCGGAUAUCAUCAGCGAGCUGUUCGAAAAGUCUCUCAGCCAAACAUAUUUGAAGCUAGAGGACGUGUACACAACUGGCAUUGUGGCACAGUUGCUUAACAUACGCAGAACGAAUGUGAAGGAGUUUCUCAACCGACGAAUAGCAUUCAAUCAGUGCAGCUGUGACGAUUUUCCCUCACUGUUAUCAUCGAACGCGUCAAUAGCUAUCAUACUAGAUCGAGAAUAUCUUGGCGAGCAAUACGAGCAUACACUGGAUGAGACAAAAACACUCGUUGAAAAGCUGAUUCGCGAAAAUCUGAAAAACGGUGGAUUAAUUGUAAAGUAUUUCUCCUGGGCAAGCAUAAACUUGAAGCGAGAUUUCACCGCAGUAAUAUCUGUGUCGAACUGCGACAACACCUGGGCCAUCUAUCAGGCUGCGGCUCAGGAGCGGUUGGUGAUGCUUAGCAUCACCGAUUCGGAUUGCCCCCGGCUACCUUCGAACAAUGCAAUAAUGAUUCCGCACAGUGACGGGACGGCCAGCGCAUUCGAGGAAAUUUCCCAAAUCAUCCUGGAUAUGAAGAGCUCGCGGGCAAUCGAUUGGCAGACCGCCACGCUGCUGUACGAUCACAUGUUCGAUUAUGACAUCAGUCGCUGUAUAUUGUCCCUGCUAGAGGACCGUGAGGGUAUGCGGUCGUUGUCGCUGACGGAGUUCAAAAUUCACUCUCCAGUGCAAUCGUGGGAAAAGCGGAAGGAAAUUCGGCGAACGUUGCUUGGCAUUCCAACAGCGUACACUGGCAGAAACUUUAUUGCUAUCGUAAGCGUGCCAACACUCACGUUACUAAUGGAAAUCUCGAAGGACUUGAAGCUAGUGAAUCCUUCCUCGCAGUGGCUGUACCUAUUGCCGGUAACCGACGCAAAUGAUGCCAGCUUCACAUCAACCUCGACAAUCAUUAACGAGGGCGAUAAUGUGGCGUUCGUGUACAAUACAGAACACAAGAGUACAAACUGCACCGCGAAUAUACUGUGCUACAUGGAAUCCUUUCUGCUGCACUUCAUACGCAGCUUGUCGAAGUUGAUACGCGAGGAGCAGGUUGUGUUUGGACAAAUUUCGGACGAAGAGUGGGAAAUCAUUCGGCCGAGCAAGGCGGAGAGAAAGAAAAAAAUGCUCCAAAUGAUACAGUCAGCCAUUACGGGCCACGAUGAGUGUAACAGAUGCUCCAAGUGGAAGGUUCAAUCAGCAGAAACUUGGGGCUAUAUCUACAGAACGGACUAUGCCGUAGAAAACACCACAUCACGAGCACGCAAAAAGUAUACCCUGCUAGAUAUCGGUUACUGGUCCCCGCAAGAUGGUUUCGUGCUGCAGGACGCGCUGUUCCCGCACACACGCUACGGAUUCCGCGGUAGCCAGCUACUGUUUUACAGCUAUCAUAAUCCACCCUGGCAAUUUGUCUCCUACAACGAAUCGGGAUCGCCCGUCAUCCGGGGUGGCGUGGUGUUCGAUGUGCUCGCUGAGCUAUCGCGCAAACUGAACUUUACCUACACGCUCCUGAUCGCGCAGGGAGCGGCCGAACAGAACGGGUCACUGGCCGAGGAAAACUCCACGAGAAUUUACGAAACAGGCGGCUCGACGUCGGACAUCCCGCAGGAGAUCUACAGUUCGCUGAUUGACAACAAGAUAUUGCUGGCAGCCAUUGGAAGCACGGUCACGGAGAAGCGAAAGAAGCAGAUCAGCUUUACGGAUCCGAUUAGCAUUCAGACGUACAGCUUUGUCAUAUCGCGACCACGUGAGCUAAGCCGUGUCCUGCUGUUUCUCUCUCCAUUCGGCUCUGAUACGUGGCUGUGUCUGACGGCCGCCGUCGCUCUAAUGGGUCCAAUACUGUGCAUCAUCAAUCGUCUCAGUCCGUACUACCAGGUGCACCGCACACCAUCGACUACGGGACUGGGAAAGGUGAACAACUGCUUUUGGUACAUCUAUGGCGCACUGCUGCAGCAAGGUGGUCUUUACCUACCCUACGCUGAUAGUGGACGAAUCAUUAUCGGUACCUGGUGGCUAGUGGUGCUGGUGAUCGUGACCACUUACUGCGGGAACCUGGUGGCAUUCCUAACCUUCCCAAAGAUCGACAUCCCGGUCAACAGGGUGAUGCAGCUGCUGCGCAACGAGCGCGGCAUGACGUGGAGCAUCCGGAAAGGGACGUUCCUCGAGGAGGUGCUGAUGGAAUCGGACGAGAGUAAAUACAUGGAGCUGUACCGUGGCAGCCAGAUCGUGGGCGAGCUGACGGACGAACUGGUGGGCCGGAUUGAGGCCGGCCAGCACGUCCACAUCGACUGGCGCAACAAUCUCAAGUACCUGAUCAAGGAGCAGUUCCUGGCGACGGAUCGGUGCGAUUUCGCGCUCAGCACCGACGAGUUCCUGGACGAGCAGAUUGCGCUGGUGAUGCCGAAGGACAGCCCGUACCUCGAGCUGGUGAACGAUGAAAUCCGGCGGAUGCACCAGUUCGGCUUUAUCCAGCGCUGGAUCAGCCAGUACCUACCGUCGAAGGACCGGUGCAGUGGCACCAGCAGCAGGGCGAUGGACGUACAGAACCACACCGUCAACAGCUCGGACAUGGCCGGCUCGUACUGGAUCCUGCUGCUCGGUUUCUCCGGUGGGUUGCUGUUUUUCGUGGCCGAGUACGCGCUCCACUGGUACCGGGAGCGCCGGCUCGCGAAGGCCACCGUUGCUAGUUACAGUAGCUAA
This is a messenger RNA of Anopheles aquasalis, 3441 nucleotides long. RefSeq names its product ionotropic receptor 93a-like. The record is from RefSeq and is a predicted model, not a curated record. Gene Ontology annotation, cellular component: membrane. Gene Ontology annotation, molecular function: signaling receptor activity; hexosyltransferase activity; ligand-gated monoatomic ion channel activity. NCBI's taxonomy places the organism in Eukaryota, Metazoa, Arthropoda, Insecta, Diptera, Culicidae. Gene Ontology annotation, biological process: monoatomic ion transport.